AUGAACAGCAAGGCAGGACCGGUCCCCCAGACUCUCAACCGCCGCAAGCUACUCCCACCUGUCUGCAGCCAUGCUCGAGGUAAAUCCCGCAGACCUGCAGCAAGUCCUUCAGCCACUGCUGGUUCAAAAUGCUCAUACCUGUUUACUACCAGUAGUGAUGACCUGUUCCUGCCCACCUGCCAAGAUGAGGUGCUGGUGGACAACCUGCUUGCCAGUGAGGACUUGGAUGGGGACGAAGCAGGCCUCUCCCUGGCCAAGGCCCUGCUUCCGCUGGUCGAGUGUGCCUCCACUUCCCCCAUCCCCUGGGUCUGCUCCACCCGCUACAAGACAGAGCUCUGCACCAGCUACUCCACUACUGGCUCCUGCAAGUACGCCGAGCGCUGCCAGUUUGCCCACGGCCUCCCCGAGCUCCACGUUCCCUUCCGCCACCCGAAGUACAAGACUGAAUUAUGUCGCAGCUACCACACGACUGGCUACUGCUACUAUGGCAGCCGCUGUCUGUUUGUCCACAACUCCACUGAGCAGCGCCCUGUCCUACGCCGCCGCAGGAACAUCCCAUGCCGCACCUUCUGCUCCUUUGGCAUCUGUCCCUUCGGCACUCGCUGUAACUUCCUGCACAUUGAGGGAGAACAGGCUGGUGAUACUCCCUCUGCUCUCAGCCCCAAACUCCAACCACAGACCAAGGAGUGGAAGCCUCGAGGAGCUCUGUGCCGUACCUUCAGCUCCUUCGGUUUCUGCUUGUAUGGUACACGCUGCCGCUUCCAGCACGGCCUCCCCAACAAGACCAAAACCUUGGACCAGAGUCCAGGAGGAUCCCUAUACACCAAUCCAUCUGUUUGCAGCUCAGGUUUACCUUCCCCCUCUUUUUUUAGUUCCACCCCAAACUCUUCAAGCACCUCGUCUCCUCCAUCAACCUCUCCUCUCACCACCCCGCCUGCAGAGGCCAUAGCCCACAAUGCCUUCACCUUCUCCAGCCAGCACCUGAGUGACCUGCUGCUGCCAUUGGCUCUUCACCUGCAGCAGCUGGAGACUAGCAAGGCCCAGCAGAUAUGGGACAACAGGGCCGUUUAG
Pleuronectes platessa (European plaice) is the source of this 1071-nucleotide messenger RNA. It is a transcript of the gene cth1, whose product is annotated as cysteine three histidine 1. The record is from RefSeq and is a predicted model, not a curated record. The transcript is spliced from 4 exons. Lineage: Eukaryota; Metazoa; Chordata; Actinopteri; Pleuronectiformes; Pleuronectidae. Gene Ontology annotation, molecular function: mRNA binding; metal ion binding. Bases 1 to 1071 code for a protein of 356 amino acids.